Molecule: messenger RNA, 1786 nt
Organism: Scleropages formosus (Asian bonytongue)
Lineage: Eukaryota; Metazoa; Chordata; Actinopteri; Osteoglossiformes; Osteoglossidae
Gene: arglu1a
Product: arginine and glutamate rich 1a
Exons: 4
Coding region: 220-1032 (270 amino acids)
Cellular component (GO): mitochondrion; nucleoplasm
Molecular function (GO): cadherin binding
Source: RefSeq, a predicted model, not a curated record
CGCAAGGCAUGCUGGGAGAAAGGAGCAGGUUGCCAUCUUGGUUUGGUAAAGUUAGUGAACGGAUCGCAAAAACAGUCUCGUUUGUGGGAGUAUCUGAGGACCCACUGGGCACUUUUUAAGGGGUGUACGUUAAGUAAAACCCAGGCAGCCAGAGGGCGCUUUUACUGGGCAGACUCCGCUUCGGAAUCCGGCGUUUGAGAGGCCGGUUCCAGAGUGGUCAUGGGUCGGUCGCGCAGCCGCAGCUCGUCUCGCUCCAAACACUCCAAGAGCAACAAGCACGGCAAGAAGCGCAGCCGCUCGCGCUCCCGGGACAAGGAGAGGCCCAAGAAGCGCUCCAAGUCCCGCGAGGCGAAGCGCAGCCGGCGGCGCGAGUCGCGCUCCCGCUCGCGCUCCACGAACGCGUCGUCCCGCCGGGAGCGCGAGCGCGAGCGCGUGUCCUCCCCGCCCGAGCGCAUCGACAUUUUCGGCCGCACGCUGAGCAAGAGGAGCGCGCUGGACGAGAAGCAGAAGAAGGAGGAGGAGGAGAAGAAGGCGGAGAUGGAGAGGCAGAGGAAGAUCCGCCAGCAGGAGAUCGAGGAGAAGCUGAUCGAGGAAGAGACGGCACGCCGUGUGGAGGAGCUGGUGGCCAAGCGUGUCGAGGAGGAGCUUGAGAAACGACGGGACGAGAUUGAGCGUGAGGUGCUGCGGCGUGUCGAGGAGGCCAAACGAAUCAUGGAGCGACAGCUGCUGGAGGAGCUCGAGCGCCAGCGGCAGGCUGAACUAGCUGCCCAGAAGGCCAGAGAGGAGGAGGAAAAGUCCAAACGGGAGGAGCUGGAGAAAAUCCUGGAGGAGAAUAACCGUAAGAUAGCAGACGCUCAGGCCAAGCUGGCCGAGGAGCAGUUGCGAAUUGUCGAGGAGCAGAGAAAGAUUCACGAGGAGAGGAUGAAGCUGGAGCAGGAGAGACAGCGGCAGCAGAAGGAGGAGCAGAAAAUAAUCCUGGGCAAAGGGAAGUCAAGACCCAAGCUGUCCUUCUCCCUGAAAGCGGCGGAGUGACGCCUGCGGGGUGCCGGGGGGGGAGGGGGGCCACCAGACGCCGAGCGCACAUGCGCACUCUGUCCCGCUGUUCGGUAGCUUCAUGUUGAAGUGUCCCCUCAAAACGCCCAGCUUUGCGUUCCUGCUCAUGUGCGCGCACUGCGCUCGGCGGUCUUCCUGACACGAGAUGGCCAAGGUCGGCGGUCACCAUCGUUUGCUCUUUCCAUUUCUCUGUUCUCUUGGGCCUCUUUUUUGACUCCGCCCACUCCUGCAUCCCAGGCGAGCACAAGUGUCUCUUUCUUUGGCCCAUGGCAGGGGCGGCUGUCGUCGAGAGGUAGUUUUGCGGUGGGGGAAGGGCGAAUGAUCUGUGACGACGCUUUGAGGAAGCAUGGAGAAGCUGGUGGUAGAAGGACGUGUGCCCCCCGCCCCCCCCACUCCAGGCGAACCUGUGGCUUCAACACCAACACUUCACCUCGGCCCAAGUUUUUGGUUUUUGUACAGGAAUUUUGCUCCUAGGAGUUAAAUUGAAAAACUCUUAGCAGCUUUGGUUCUGGUCACCAUUACUUGAUGUACCGAAUCCCACCUGGUAAUCUGUAACCGUAGCGUGCCGCCAAGGAGUUCACAACACUGUUUGAUACCAGUAACCGCGGUACUUUGUUUCGAGAGGCGCAGCCUGUUGGCUUUUCUCAUGUACUGUGGUGUAAAGAGGUUACGCUGCUCUUGCUGAGCCUUGUUUUUGGGCAGUUCAGUUUUUUUGCUCUGUAUACACAGCUCA